AUGAUCCGUGGAAGCCGAGUAGUCAAACCAGAUGAGAUUCCAGAGCUUCCAGAGUUCCCAGCUCUCUCCAAAAGAUUCUUGAAGACCUACGAAGACAUCUUCAAGUCAGAAGCUCCAAAAAUUUGUCAUUCUCUACUGAAGACUCCAAAAGUGAAACCAGGAGAGCUUGCUGACACUGAUUGCUUGAUCUGCAUCGAGGAAAUGGAAUCAGAAGAAGGAACCAUCAAAUGCGAGUGCUGCAAGCGCAGAUACCAUACAGAGUGUGUUCAAGAAUGGUUCAAGACAAAGAGAACGUGUCCUGCAUGCAGUUCAGCGCUUCUGGAUGAUUCCGAAUUUCCAACAUUGGGCCAAUGA
Molecule: messenger RNA, 354 nt
Organism: Caenorhabditis briggsae
Lineage: Eukaryota; Metazoa; Nematoda; Chromadorea; Rhabditida; Rhabditidae
Exons: 1
Coding region: 1-354 (117 amino acids)
Source: RefSeq, a predicted model, not a curated record